Messenger RNA from Dendrobium catenatum, 852 nucleotides. Its product is annotated as F-box protein At2g27310-like. Gene Ontology annotation, molecular function: protein binding. NCBI's taxonomy places the organism in Eukaryota, Viridiplantae, Streptophyta, Magnoliopsida, Asparagales, Orchidaceae. The transcript has a single exon. The record is from RefSeq and is a predicted model, not a curated record. Bases 1 to 852 code for a protein of 283 amino acids.
AUGCCCGCCGAAUUAAUGGCCACCUCAGCCUCCAGCUCCACCUCCAUCGAGGACCUCAACCCCGACGUUCUGACACGUACACUCCGUCUCCUCGACGGACCGACCGUCGUCGACGGACCGACCCUCGCCGCAGCCUGCUCAGCCAGCUCGUACCUCCGUUCUCUCUCCUCCCAAUCUGAUCUCUGGCUCCACCUCUGCCUUUCUACCUGGCCCUCUCUUCACCAUCCCCGAAUCCUCCCUUUCCUCUCAACCUCCCCACGCUCCUUCUUCUCCAAUGCUUUUCCCUUCCCAGAAGCAUUCGUCGCCGGCGAAGUGCAACUCCCCAAUCAGCUAAUCUCCGCUGUAGACAUCUACCAUCGCGGCACCCACGUAUUUUCCCGCGUCAUAGAUACCGACAGUUCCUCACCGUGGUUUCGGGGAUCCCCCUUAUUGAUCGACGCCAUGGAGCAGAAAGCAGAGGCGUUGCUUCCGGGGGCUUCUAUAUCACCUAACAAGCUGACGCUGAGUUGGAUCUUGAUUGAUCCAGCGAUGGGUCAGCCGGUUAACGUGUCGAGCCGGCGAGCGGUGGGGAUGGAGCGGAACAGUUACACAGGGGAGACGAUGGUGCGGUUCGCAUCGGCUGCGCCCGCUGGGGAAAUAGUUAUCGGACCAGUGGUCACGUGCGAAGAAGGGACUGGGCACAUGCGGGAUGUGGUGCUCACGGCUGGGGACAUUGAUGGCGCGUACGUGAGCGGGGAGAAAGCACUGAAGGUGUUGAGGGCGAUGAUGGAGGCAAGGAGGAAGGGGAGGGGGAGAUUGGAGGAAGAAGAAGACGCAAAGCAGAGGUAUUUGGAGUAUUUGAGGAGGAAGUAA